Molecule: messenger RNA, 3348 nt
Organism: Rotaria socialis
Lineage: Eukaryota; Metazoa; Rotifera; Eurotatoria; Philodinida; Philodinidae
Source: the annotation of a GenBank genome assembly
AUGGAUUUAGCGAUACAUGACAUUCGGAAACCAAGUUACUGGUACUGUGAUGCAUGCAAUCGGGUUCUCUUGCAUGGUGAAUAUCGUUUCAACUGCACAGUCUGUGAUAAUUAUGAUUACUGUAAAACAUGUGUAGAGACAAUUGAUCCACCACAUCCACAUAAAAUGGUACCCGAAUUUGCCUAUGGUCGUGAAGAAACAAGAGAAUGUGCUAAAUUAGAUAUGGCUACUGCAAUCAGGGCAGCAAUAGCAAUGUAUUUCGAUCGGUGUUGCAUGGGUAUACGUGAUGUAGACAAAGAAAAUCCUUCGAUGUAUCUGGAUUCAUAUUCAUGGCAAACAUUUCACACCAUUGGUGAUCGAUCAAAGAAAUUUGGACACGGACUACGAGGUUUAAUUGAACCUCGAGGUUAUCUUUGUAUCUGUGCAAAAAAUAGACCUGAAUGGAUGAUAACCGAUUUCGCAUGUAUAUUUCAGAAUAUUAUUAGCGUACCCAUCUAUACUCUAUUUAAUGAUCGAGAAAUAGCAUAUGCUAUCAAUAAUACCAAUGUAUCUGUUGUUGUUUGUGAUAAACAAAUGUUACCGAGAUUCAUUGAUCUUCAUGUACAAUGUCCGUCACUUCAACAUAUUGUUUGCAUGGAUCCUAUUUCUGAUAUAACACCAAGUACGAUAAACAAUCGACCUUCCCUGCACUAUAUGGGUGAUAUCGAACAAGCUGGCUCCAUCAAACAAUAUGAUUAUGUCAGCAUUGAACCUGAUGAAUGCCUUACAAUUAUAUCGACGAGUGGUAGUUCCGGUUUUCCUAAAAGUGCUAUGGUCUCUGAACGUGCAUUUCGAGCUGGAUUUCCACGAUGGUGCCUACCGUCGUCGAUUGAACGCGUUACGUUGUGUUAUCGUCCAUUGGCAUGGGCAGCUGAUCGCGAUGCAAUUAUUACAACUUUUCUCUGUGGAGGUCAUACAGGUUUCUCCACACAAGAUCCUUCUCGAUUGAUGGAAGAAUUAGCAUUGGUUAGACCAACACAUUUCGGUGCUCCUCCGAGUAUCUGGAACAAAAUAUAUGCCGAGUUCAAAACAUCUCUAGCGUUAGUGACAGCACAAUGUUCACCGGAAGCCAUCCAAUAUGAAGAAAAACGGCUUCUAGAACAAUUCUCAAAACUUAUUCCUAAUCGAUGCAAAUCAAUUGCUAUUGGAAGUGCAAUGGUUAGUCCAGUAGUAUUCGAUUUCAUGAAACGAUGUUUUACACACUGUUCCGUCAAUGAAUCCUAUGGGAUUACGGAAUCUGGUGGCGUAUCUUACAAUAAUAUUAUUGACAGUUCAGUUCAAUAUCGUCUCGAAUCCGUCCCAGAUAUGGGGUACACAAUCGAAGAUAAACCAUUUUCACGAGGAGAACUUCUCGUAAAAACGCAUCAACUCUUUUCCGGAUACAUGAAUAAUUCAGAAGAAACUCGCGCUGCUUUCACAGAAGAUGGAUUCUUUCGCACGGGUGACAUUGUUGAAGUACGUAUGGCUCAAUAUGAUAUACGUGUGGUUGAUCGGAAGAAAAGUUUCUUUAAACUUUCUCAAGGACAAUUUGUAUCACCUGAAUCUCUUCAAAAUAUCUACAUUCAAAGUCCUUUUGUUGAACAAAUCUAUAUCCACGGUGAUCUUCUAUCAGAUCAGGUUUCUGUUGUCGUCGUUCCUAAUCAAAAAUAUGCACAAGCAUUUGCUCUCGCACAUCAGUUAACAAAUUUCGACAUGAAUAAUCCUGAUGAAAAAUUUGCUGAAGCUGUUCUAGAAGACCUCCGUUCAAUCGGUCAAAAAGAAUCACUUCGAAAACAUGAAAUUCCAUCACGAAUCAUUAUUGAUUUUGAACCGUUUACACCUCAAAAUGGUCUUCUGACAUCGUCGAUGAAACAUUGUCGUCAUAAAUUAGCUGCACAUUAUGCUGAUCGACUUAAAUUACCUAGCAGCAUACAACAACGUUUAAAAAACAUGAUUGAAACUGUUACCGGAAAAUCGAUUUCAAUAGGCAGCAGUAAAGAUAAUAUUUUUUUGAAUAUUGGCGGAGAUUCAUUAGCAGCUGUGCGUCUAUCUGAAAUGAUUGAAAAUGAUCUUGGAAUAUCGUUAUCAUUGAACCUACUUUUUGAUCCUCAAAUGAAUUUAGAACGGCUAACAACUUGUAUUCAAGAUCCUUCUCAAUUUCUUCAAUUAACCGUAUCACAAUUAUUAAGUGAUUCUCAGUUGGAUUUGAAUAUCAAAGUUGAUCAACAUAAACACAUUGUUAGUUCUCCUUCAAUGGUUUUCAUAACUGGUACCACCGGAUUUGUGGGGUCUUUUUUACUAGCAGAAUUACUAACAACGUAUCCGUCGAAAUGUAAAUUUGUAUGCCUUGUUCGUUGUGAAUCAUCAAAGAAUUCAUUGGAUCGCAUUCGAAAGAAUAUGUUAUUCUAUCAGAUUUGGAAAGAUGAAUAUGAACAACGAAUCAUUCCAUUGCAAGGUGAUCUUGGAAAGAAUCAUUUUGGAUUAGACGAUGAAACAUAUCAAUCAUUUACUCAUCAAAUUGAUAUCAUCUUUCAUUGUGGUGCAAUAGUUAAUUUUAUUCUUCCAUACAGUCAACUGUAUGGUUCUAAUGUUUGUGGUACUCGAGAAAUUAUUCGUUUUGCUACUUUCAAUCCAUUGUCUUGCAUACCUGUACAAUACAUUUCAACAAUAAGCGUUCUACCUUCUGAUAUAAAUCAAGAGAUAUCAAUUGAUGAAAUUUCUCCUGAACAAUUAAUUGGUGGUUAUGCACAAAGUAAAUGGGUUGCUGAGAAACUUAUUGCUAAAGCAAUUAAUUGUGGUCUAUCAGUUGAUAUUUAUCGUCUCGGGUGGAUAUGCCCAGAUACAAGAACAGGUGCAUGUAAUCAACAUGAUAUUUAUACUUUAUUACUUGCUGGAAUAAUGAAAAACAAUUCCUAUCCAGAAUCCAUACAUCAAUCUCAUUUAAAUGGUUUACCAGUUGAUUUUACUGCAAAAAGUAUUGUAUAUUUGAGUAAUCUUCAAUUGCAUGUGCAUGGAAAUAUUUAUCAUGUGAUGAAUCGAAAUAGUAAUAUCAAAUUUGUUGACAUAAUUGAUGGAAUAUGUAAAUAUGGUAUGGAAUUAGAGAGUGUUGCAUAUGAUGUGUGGAAAAUGAAAAUGGAAUCAAUCGAUAAUCUACAUAAUCCUCUUGAAACUGUAGUGAAAUAUUUCUCACAGAGUAAUUCUACGAAGAGAAAUACGAUAGCUACUGAUCGAUUUUUUAGUGCUAUUUGUGAAUUAGAUGUUCCGUCGCUUGAUGAAAAUUAUAUUUUCAAAUGGUUGAAUUUUAUAAUGAAACAUAUUAUUCGUAAAUAA